GAGGAAGGGUAUAUUGAGGCUUUUGUAUGACUCUUGUGCUUCCCUAUGAAAUCCAUGGCAGGGUCCAGCCCUAGCAUGUAAUGUAUAGGCUAUAUAGGAUUUUCUCCACCACUCUAUUGUGAUUUCUUGUUGGUAAAAGCAUCCUUAGUUUUGAAACUGGUCCUAGCACUUUUGGGAUUUGUAUAGACAGAUCUGUACAAGACUGGGCUGGCAAACAUGGUUGCAGCUCACACUUCGCAUUCUUCUUCAUCUGCAGAAUGGAUUGCCUGCUUAGAUAAAAGGCCCGUCGAACGUUCAAGUGAAGAUGUGGACAUUAUAUUUGCCCGUCUGAAAGAAGUAAAGGCCUUUGAGAGAUUUCACCCACACCUCCUUCAGCAGAUAUGCUUUUGUGGUUAUUAUGAAUGCCUAGAAAAGGGUGUAACUUUGUAUCGUCAGGGUGAUAUUGGCACAAGUUGGUACGCCGUGCUAACGGGAUCUCUGGAUGUAAAAGUGACUGAAACCAACAGCCACCAGGAUGCUGUCAUCAUUUGCACCCUGGGAGUUGGAACAGCAUUUGGGGAGUCGAUAUUGGACAAUACACCUCGCCAUGCCACCAUUGUUACUCGUGAGUUCAGUGAACUGCUGCGUAUUGAACAAAAAGAUUUUAAAGCCCUCUGGGAGAAAUAUCGUCAGUUUAUGGCUGGUUUUCUGGCUCCCCCAUAUGGUGUUCUGGAGACUGGCUCCAAUGACAGGUUAUCCGAUAAAGAAAACAUGAAUAGUGCUCUAGGCCCAGGAUCAAAAAACUCUAGUAAGAAUCCCCUCAUUGAAAAACAAAUCCCGCUCUGCCAAGCUAAAACCAUUACAGAGGUAAUGGGGUGUCGCCAAGUGGCUAAGGUGCCAUCAGAGCGUAUCCUCCGGGCGGGAAAGAUUUUAAGAAACGCAAUCCUCUCUCGAGCACCUCACAUGAUCAGGGAUAGGAAAUACCAUCUUAAAACGUACAGGCAGUGCUGCGUGGGAACUGAACUUGUUGACUGGCUUAUGCAGCAGAGUUCAUGUGUCCAUUCACGAUCUCAAGCUGUGGGCAUGUGGCAAGUUUUACUUGAAGAAGGUGUCCUUAACCACGUGGACCAGGAGUAUUACUUCCAAGACAAGUACCUGUUUUACCGAUUUCUGGACGAUGAGCACGAGGAUGCACCUAUGCCAACAGAUGAGGAGAAGAAAGAGAGCGAUGAAGAACUCCAGGACACGUUCCUUCUUCUGUCUCAGAUAGGACCUGAUGCCCAUAUGAGAAUGAUCCUGCGGAAACCACCUGGCCAAAGAAAUGCAGAUGAUCUGGAAAUCAUUUUUGAAGAACUUAUUCACAUUAAGGCUUUAUCUCAUCUUUCAACUACAGUAAAACGGGAACUGGCAGGAUUUUUAAUAUUUGAGUCUCACCCAAAAGCUGGAACCGUUUUAUUUAACCAAGGUGAAGAAGGUACUUCUUGGUACAUUAUCCUAAAAGGAUCGGUAAAUGUGGUCAUCUACGGCAAGGGUGUAGUAUGCACCCUUCAUGAGGGAGAUGACUUUGGGAAGCUUGCUCUUGUAAAUGAUGCUCCAAGGGCAGCAUCUAUUGUUCUUCGAGAAGACAACUGCCACUUCCUGAGGGUGGACAAAGAGGACUUCAACAGAAUCUUGCGUGAUGUUGAAGCAAAUACUGUAAGACUCAAGGAGCAUGACCAAGAUGUCUUGGUGUUGGAGAAAAUUCCAGCUGGGACACAGGUGUCAGCCCAAAGCAGCUCUCAGUCUCCAUACAAGUACACUGUGAUGUCUGGGCACCCAGAAAAAAUUCUAGAACACCUUCUAGAAACGAUGCGCCUUGAACCAAGCUUAGGUGAAGCUACAGACUCCGCUUUAGAUGACUUUAUUUUGAUGCACUGUGUUUUCAUGCCAAACUCACAGCUCUGCCCGGCCUUGAUGUCACAUUAUCAUGCCCAACCUUCUCAAGGAACGGAGCAGGAGAAGCUGGAUUAUGCCCUAAAUAACAAGCGUCGAGUAAUACGACUGGUACAGCUGUGGGCUAAUCUGUAUGGGGACCCAUUGCGCGAGGAUGAUGUAGCCAUGGCGUUUCUAGAGGAGUUUUAUGUGUCGGUAUCUGACGAUACACGAACAAUCCCUGCCCUGAAGGAUCAGCUUCCCGAUCUAGAAAGGACAGUGAAGCACAUCUCUGAAGAUUCUAAAGUAAAGAAGCACAAAGUGCUCUUACGACAGUUCAGCACUGGGGAUGAAAGACUACAAAAACGACAACCAAUAAGGAGCACAGAUGAAAUUCUGUUCAAGGUUUACUGUAUUGACCAUACCUACACAACCAUACGCGUCCAAGUCGCAGCUUCCGUUAAAGAGGUGCUCUCUGCUGUCGCCGAUAAACUGGGCUCGGAGGAAAGCUUGAUUCUCGUAAAGAUCAGUUCUGCAGGAGAAAAAGUGGUACUGAAACCAAACGACAUCUCUGUGUUUACGACUCUCAGCGUGAAUGGACGUCUGUUUGCUUGUCCCAGAGACCAGUUUGAUUCUCUGACACCCCUGCCAGAACAAGAGGGACCUUCCACAGGAACCAUGUCUACCUUUGAACUUAUGAGCUCCAAAGACCUAGCUUACCAGAUGACCAUUCACGACUGGGACCUCUUCAACUGUGUGCAUGAGCUGGAGCUAAUAUACCAUACAUUUGGGAGACACAAUUUUAAAAAGACUACCGCAAAUUUGGACCUCUUCCUGAGACGUUUCAAUGAAAUUCAGUUCUGGGUUGUGACUGAGGUUUGCCUGUGCUCCCAACUCAGCAAGCGCGUUCAACUCUUAAAGAAAUUUAUUAAAAUUGCGGCCCACUGCAAAGAAUAUAAAAACCUGAACUCGUUCUUCGCCAUUGUUAUGGGGAUGAGCAAUGUGGCAGUGAGCCGACUUUCUCUCACGUGGGAGAAACUGCCAAGCAAAUUUAAAAAGAUAUAUGCAGAAUUCGAAAAUUUAAUGGACCCCUCAAGAAACCACAGAGCUUACAGACUUACUGUAGCUAAGCUGGACCCACCGAUCAUUCCAUUUACACCCUUACUUAUUAAAGAUAUGACUUUCACCCAUGAGGGGAACAAAACCUUUAUUGAUAAUUUAGUAAACUUUGAGAAAAUGAGAAUGAUUUCAAAUACAUUGAGGACAGUGAGAUACUGCCGAAGCCUGCCCUUCAGUCCAGAUGCUUCUCUUGCUAACAAAAAUCAUCAAGACAUGCGGAAUUAUGUGCGGCAGUUCAACGUGAUUGACAAUCAGAGAACAUUAUCCCAGAUGUCCCACAGGCUGGAACCGCGCAGGGCUUGAACAUUUUGAACUCUGGUGGGACACCGAAGAUUUUGUUGAUGACAAAUGCUGUGAUAAA
Spea bombifrons (plains spadefoot toad) is the source of this 3370-nucleotide messenger RNA. It is a transcript of the gene RAPGEF4, whose product is annotated as Rap guanine nucleotide exchange factor 4. The transcript has 31 exons. NCBI's taxonomy places the organism in Eukaryota, Metazoa, Chordata, Amphibia, Anura, Pelobatidae. Gene Ontology annotation, cellular component: plasma membrane. The coding region runs from base 217 to 3312 and encodes 1031 amino acids. The record is from RefSeq and is a predicted model, not a curated record. Gene Ontology annotation, molecular function: guanyl-nucleotide exchange factor activity. Gene Ontology annotation, biological process: positive regulation of GTPase activity; Ras protein signal transduction.